Molecule: messenger RNA, 2316 nt
Organism: Zea mays
Lineage: Eukaryota; Viridiplantae; Streptophyta; Magnoliopsida; Poales; Poaceae
Product: Dof zinc finger protein DOF3.6
Exons: 3
Coding region: 669-1910 (413 amino acids)
Biological process (GO): regulation of DNA-templated transcription
Molecular function (GO): DNA-binding transcription factor activity; DNA binding
Source: RefSeq, a predicted model, not a curated record
CUAGCUAAUCAAGCAGGGAACGAAGGAGAGGAAAAAAGAGAGCAAAGAACACGCUGAACAGGACAGCCUUUGCUUCCGAUCAGUAGCACAACAGGCGUCACCACCUCUUCCUGCUGCCCUGCCUCCCUCCUCAUGCAUAAAACCAGGCCCCCCUCUUGCUUCCCUAGCUCAUGACCACCCUCCCACUCUCUCUCUCUGCUAGCUACACCCAUCCGCCCAUCAAUCUCACCCAUCGCAUCCUUACAAGCUAAGGAAUGAAGCCCCUUCUCCUUUGCUCUUCUCUCUCCCAUAUGUUUCACAUCCAUUAUAUAUGUAUUGUGAGGCCUCCACGAACACCCAAGCAAACAAAAAAAUAGAUACAUAAAGGGGGAAUGAACAAACCCCCAUUCCCCUUUAAUUUUAUUCCACUUGCUUUCGCGCGUCCUCCUCGUGAUCCCAUCUUUUUUCUUCCCUUACCUUUAGUUUCUCCUCCUCCUCUCUCCGGGUGGCAGACCCGGCCUUCUCUCCUCCCUCUUCGUCUUCCAGUUCGAAGCUGUAGCGGCAGCUAGAGCUAGCCACGUGUAGAGCGGCACGACUGCAGCGUGCGAAGAACAAACAAAAGCAGCUAGAAAAGAAGCUCUCACUCACUCACAAGUAGCAAAAGAUCAAAGGGAAAUCAAUCAUAUACCAUGGUAUUUUCUUCGGUUCCUGUCUACCUUGAUCCACCCAAUUGGAACCAGCAUCAGCACCAGCCACAGCAUGAGCAACUGCAAGCUCACCAUGGCCAGCUUCCAAGUGACGCCGGAGGAGGUGGAGGCGGUGGCGUCGACGUGCAUGCGCACCAUCAUCAGCUACCGCCGAUGCCACCUUCUGCUCCUGGUGGGGCUCUCAUGGCUCCUCGCCGUGACAUGGCGGCUGUGGUCGCCGCGAGCGGUGGCAGCACGAGCGGCGGCGGUGGGCCGACUGGCGGUGGUUCCCCUAUCCGUCCGGGCUCCAUGACCGAGCGGGCUAGGCUCGCCAAGAUCCCGCAGCCAGAGCCGGGGCUCAAGUGCCCGCGUUGCGAGUCCACCAACACCAAGUUUUGCUACUUCAACAACUACUCGCUCUCCCAGCCGCGCCACUUCUGCAAGACGUGUCGCCGGUACUGGACGCGCGGCGGCACGCUCCGGAACGUCCCCGUUGGCGGCGGGUGCCGCCGCAACAAGCGCACCAAGUCGUCCAAGUCCAACUCGUCGUCAGCCGCCUCCGCUUCCAGCGCGGGUGGGACGUCGUCGUCCACCUCGUCCACCGCGACCGGUGGCAGCGGCAGCGCCGCCAGCAUCAUGCCGCCUCACCAGGGGCACGGGGGACAGCCGCAGUUCCUAGCCUCGUUGCACCACCCUCUCGUCGGCGGGGACCACUACAGCACCGGCGCGUCAAGAUUAGGGUUCCCCGGGCUGAGCUCGCUGGACCCCAUGGACUACCACCAGUUCGGCGCCGGUGCCGGAGGUGCCAUCGGGCUGGAGCAGUGGCGCCUACCGCAGAUACAACAGUUCCCAUUCCUAAGCAGCCGCCCCGACGCCGUGCAACCGCCAAUGUCUGGCAUUUACCCGUUCGAAGUGGAAGGCCACGGCGGGGAAGGUUCCGGCUUCGCUGGUCACAUGCUUGGUGACCCCAAGGUGUCCGGCUCAGCCGGACUGAUCACGCAGCUGGCGUCAGUGAAGAUGGAGGACAACCCAACGUCCGCAGCGAUGGCAAGCAGCUCACCGAGGGAGUUCCUUGGUCUCCCUAGGAACCUCCAAUUAUGGGGCGCUAGCGGCAACGGCGGUGCAAGUGGCAACAAUGGAGGAGGCACCGGCAACGCUGCCGGUGGCGGCGACACUAUUCCUCCGGGUAGCAGCUGGGUAGACCUGUCAGGAUUCAACUCGUCUUCGUCCGGGAACGUGCUGUGACGUGACGCGCCCCCUGAAUCUGAUCUGCAUGAUAAGCUGGGUGAUCAAAGAGCUAGCAUGUUUCUAGCUAGCUACAUAUGCAUGCUGGUGAAUUGUUCAUCUAUUCGAGACAGUUUGCAGACAGUGGAUACUUGUUACUCAAUGAUUAUACGGGCACGUAUUGUUGUGUGUUUUGUGGGUGUAUGCAUAGUAGUAGCACAAUGCAUUGGUCUACUGCAUAUAAUCUAUCUAUCAUGGUGCAUUCAGUUGCACUUGCACCUAUAUAUCAUUUGGAAAUAAAUGAAUAAAGAAGGUAGUCAUGUCCAUCGCGCAGCGCACCAUUGUAUAUAGGAUUCACACCCAUGCAUGGCAUAUAACAUAUGUAUUCUCUCUUGUACCCACAAAUAUAUUAACACUCAUUCCAAGC